This is a messenger RNA of Paramecium tetraurelia, 960 nucleotides long. RefSeq lists its product as uncharacterized. Gene Ontology annotation, cellular component: early endosome. Gene Ontology annotation, molecular function: phosphatidylinositol binding. The record is from RefSeq and is a predicted model, not a curated record. Gene Ontology annotation, biological process: intracellular protein transport. The transcript is spliced from 2 exons. NCBI's taxonomy places the organism in Eukaryota, Ciliophora, Oligohymenophorea, Peniculida, Parameciidae.
AUGAUCAGAUAUGGGGUGACAAUCAAUGAUUACGAAACUAGAAACGAUGUUAUUUAUUAUACAAUUCACGUUAAUGAUUAAAAGGCUAUCAAGGCAUUAUAGAAGCGAUAUUCGGAUUUGAAAGCUUUAAACCAAAAAAUAUAUUAGAAAAAUAAUGAGUUCAAGUUGAAAUUAUCACUUCCCAGAUUUCCAAGAAAGAAAAUGUUUGGAAGAACAAAAAAUUCUUAAAGUGACAUUAAGACGAGAGGUUUAGAAUUACAGUAAUAUUUAGAAAUCAUCCUUAAUAUUCCUACUUUAUGGUCAUUUUAAUUUUUCAGAGAAUUUUUGCCUCAAGCAGAAUUACUAGAUGAAACAUUUAGAUUAGAAUAAAUUAAUACUGAAUAUUCAAAAGAUUUGUGUUGGUUGCAAAUGGAUGAAUUAAAAAAAUCAUUCCUCUAAAGGCAAGAGCAGUUUUAGUCAAAUAAAAAAAAUAAAUAGAAAGGGAAAGAAAUCUCAGGGUAUUAUCAGAGAUUCCACUUUACAAUCAAUGAAUUUGCUAUUCAAAAUGAUUUUGUGCUUUAUUUCAUCAUCUUAACAGACACCAAAAAAACUACUAAAUAUAGGUUCGAAGCCAGGUAUAGCAAUCUUCGGGAUUGUCAUCAUUUAUUAGAAAAAUAAUAAUUUAAGAAUAGUCUAUUUCAUUUCCCUAAAAGGAGAUUAAUAGGAUAGACAAGGGAUAAUCCACAACUAAUUUAAGAAAGACAAGAAUAAUUAUAAAGAUAUUUAAAUUAGACAUUUAGUGUUUAAGAAUUCGUCGAAAGUGAACCUUUGGUGUAUUUCAUAACAAAAAUCAAACUAGAGGGCAAGCCCAUAAAAUAAAAUUUAAAUGAAAGAGUAAGUCAGCUUUCAUAGUAAGUGAUUGGAUCUUCGUUUAAUUUAAGUUAAGGAAUUGAAGAAAUACGUGAAUAGAAAUCAUGUUGA